Messenger RNA from Aspergillus japonicus CBS 114.51, 1127 nucleotides. RefSeq names its product NAD(P)-binding protein. The coding region runs from base 27 to 1127 and encodes 366 amino acids. Gene Ontology annotation, molecular function: oxidoreductase activity, acting on the CH-OH group of donors, NAD or NADP as acceptor. The transcript has 5 exons. NCBI's taxonomy places the organism in Eukaryota, Fungi, Ascomycota, Eurotiomycetes, Eurotiales, Aspergillaceae. The record is from RefSeq and is a predicted model, not a curated record.
CUCGAUUUUCGCCUGACGACCGAGACAUGGUUAGUUCCGAAAGAAGAUUCCUCCCGCGCGAGGGAUUGUACAUUGAUCCGAUUAUCACGGGCCUGCGCAACACAAUUCUGCAUCCGAUCUUCAGCAUUCCUGUCUGGUGCGUUGCGCAGAAGGCAAGGAUAGCGUCCCCUCUCUAUACGCAAUUCGCUCAAUACCUCGCCAUGGCUAGCGUCUUCCUCUGGCUCAACACGUAUCUCAGUAAGCAAAGCCGAAACAACUGGACCAUCGACGAUACCUGGAAUGAUGACUGGAGGAAAGAGAUUGUUGUGGUCACUGGGGGUAGUGGCGGGCUGGGGGCCGGGGUCGCUCAGCGGUUGGCGGCACUCGGAGCCCGCGUCGUGGUCGUCGAUAUUAUCCCUUUGACUUACGUGCCCGAGAACGACCGCAUUACCUAUUACCAAUGUGAUCUGAGUGAUGAGAAGGAGAUUGCAUCCCUUUGUGAGAAGAUUCGGUCUGAAGUUGGCGAUCCUUCGGUCUUGGUCAACAAUGCCGGCCUCUCACGCGGUCAAACCGUAGCCGAAGGGACGUACCAUGAUACCAGCAUCACUUUGAAGACGAACCUCCUCGCCCCAUUCCUCCUGAGUAAGGAAUUCCUUCCCGGCAUGAUCCACCGCCAGCAUGGCCAUAUUGUCAACGUCUCAUCGAUGAGUGCAUAUAUACCUCCAGCGGGGCUGGCGGAUUACGCGGCUUCGAAGGCCGGAUUGAUCGCGUUUCAUGAGUGUCUGACUCAAGAGCUCAGAUUUCGCCACAAUGCUCCCAAAAUCCGAACUUCGCUGUUGGUCCUGAGCUUUACCAGAACCCCGAUGUUCAAGGGGGAAACCAAUCAAUCGCAUUUCUUCAUGCCCCUGUUGCAUGCGGACACGGUGGUGGAUGCAAUUGUCGACACUCUGGUCAGUGGGUUGAGCCGGACCAUCUACUUACCUGGGAUCUUUCGGCUCUUUGCUGGAUUGCGAGGUGCACCGGCAUGGUUCCAGAGUCUCAUCCUGGAUCGCUCGCAAUCCUUGGCAGUGGACUUUAAAGGCCGGCAGAAGAUCGAUCCGGUCGCGGGGAAGCUUGUCCAGGGCGAUGAUAUCAUAUCCGGGGAAUAG